AUGCGCUCACAUUUUGGCUGUGUGACAUGUAGACAGCGUAAAGUGAAAUGCAACGAGGAAAGGCCUAUUUGCGGCCCAUGUGCCAAGUCCUCCCGUGAUUGUGUCUUCUCAGACUGCAUUUUCCGUCACUACAGUGCCAGCGAUCUUGCUGCCAAUGAAAGGGGAUUUCCCUAUCCGGAGGGGAGACAGACAUGGGUCAAAAUACCAUCUGAUCUCAUCUUUAUCCAGGUUAAAGACCCUUUCGCUGACGAUGAGGAGCCAAUACUUCUCCUGGACAAGCAUCGCUCGAUUGCCAGUACACCGAUAACUCCUGUUACUGAGCAUGGUGUGAUUCCGAGUUCUAUUCACAGUCCCGCCCUUCCUGCAGAGAAUGGGGUUUUGACAACAAUCUUGAUACGGCAUUUCAAAGAAGGUCCUAGUCAAUGGUUAGACUGCUUUGACACUAAUGCCUACUACUCCGUCAAGGUGCCUGUCAUGGUGGCUACGCGGCCCAUGUUGAAGGCUGCUGCAUGUGCCCUUGCCGCCAAACAUCUACACCGUAUGUGCCAGGGAGAACCUCGUCGGAUCUUGCGGUUACCCCAUCUUCGAAACAGCGCCCUUAAAUGGGCCAAUGGAGGAAUCGACCUAAAAUAUGAAUCAGUACGCCUGUAUGACGAGGCUAUCGGAUAUUUGAAAGAAGCGAUCAGACUAGAAAUUCCGAACAAUCGGCGAGACGAGAUGUUCGCUGUUGUUGCCAUUCUAUGCAUGUAUGAGUUGAUCGAUGCUCCCAGCACCGAAUGGCGAGCCCAUCUAAGUGCCCUGCCAUUCUUGUAUUGCGGGACAUCAGAUGAUUUCAGCUCGACAUCCACGUUGCCAAACUCUCUACUGCACAUAUCUCGCUCGGUUUUUUGGAGCCUUGUGCGCCAGGACUGUCUUUCUGCAUUUAUCAAUGAAACGCAAACUCGCCUCGACCUCUCCGACCUCGUCAUCUGGCGCAACUUUGGCCUUAACAUCUCCGCUCACGGCCAUCUCUUGCCUCCAUCGGUCUCCUCUACAAUCGUGAACACUCCCAUUUCCUCCUCCCCGAAUCCUCAUACUUCCGUCCCAACGCACUGUACCUGGCUCGAGGAAGAUACCCUCAGCAACGGCUUGAUUUGGAUAAUGGGCAAAAUUACUAACUUCAUCACGAGCGGUGACGGAAUCUACCCGGGAGACUAUGAAAGCCCUCCAGGCCAGCGACCAUGUUUUGGCACUACACAAGAGGACCUCCUGGAACGAUGGAAGCGACUAGAGUUUGAGCUGAGUGCCUGGUAUGAUACCUUACCGGAUUCUUUCACCCCGUGUGGUCGUACACAACUAUGUCUAUCCAAUUUUGAGCCGACACACCACAGAGGCAACCCAACCCCUACAGGAAACGUCGGAGAUGUAGGUACAAUCGACGCAAUCCUCUUCACUAUCCCCAUGUGUGCCGUCACCAUCCAGACCUACCACAUGGGCCGCAUUCUGCUUUUGAGCAACAUGCCACAGGAAUCCACUGCUAUUCGGUCAACUGUCACGGCGCGACUGCGUCAUUAUCGCCAGAUCGCCGGGUUGGUGGUGCAUCAUGCGCGUGAGAUCUGUGGGAUUAGUUUAGCUGGCUUACCGGAUGCGAUACUUUCGCAUACCAUGCAGCCAUUGUUCGUGGCCGGACAGUGCUUCGAGGGAGACGAGGAGAGGCGGUUAGUAGUCGAUCUGCUGCGACGUGUGGAGAAUGAUACAGGAUGGGCGACAGAGUAUCGGGUGAAGGAGUUGCAGAAGCAAUGGGCGGAUGGGGGUUUGCGGUGUGGGAGAUAG
Molecule: messenger RNA, 1812 nt
Organism: Aspergillus luchuensis
Lineage: Eukaryota; Fungi; Ascomycota; Eurotiomycetes; Eurotiales; Aspergillaceae
Product: Zn(II)2Cys6 transcription factor domain-containing protein
Exons: 5
Coding region: 1-1812 (603 amino acids)
Biological process (GO): positive regulation of transcription by RNA polymerase II
Cellular component (GO): nucleus
Molecular function (GO): transcription cis-regulatory region binding; zinc ion binding; DNA-binding transcription factor activity, RNA polymerase II-specific
Source: RefSeq, a predicted model, not a curated record